Molecule: messenger RNA, 1473 nt
Organism: Spinacia oleracea (spinach)
Lineage: Eukaryota; Viridiplantae; Streptophyta; Magnoliopsida; Caryophyllales; Amaranthaceae
Product: leucine-rich repeat extensin-like protein 3
Exons: 1
Coding region: 1-1473 (490 amino acids)
Source: RefSeq, a predicted model, not a curated record
AUGAGAGGAAAUAUAUUGAGAAUAAUAGGAGUAGUUGUAGCACUACUUGUGAUUACUCAUGGAUUCACAGAGGCUAGAACACAUACAAAAACUAGAACACAUACAAAAACUAGACACAAUAAUCAUAAACUUCCAAAGAAGAGUGGCAAAACUACUAAGAGUGGCAAAGGUAACAAAGGAAGUAACACAAAUGGAAAGUGUGAUCCAUUAUACCAGUAUCUUUUUGGUACUUGUGGGAAUUGGCCGUUUGAUCAAUCAUCACCUAAUAAUAACCCGUUUCUUCCUAGACGACCAAGGCCACCGCCAAUUAUAUCACCACCGUUACCGCCAAUAACCCCAUCUCCGCCUAUAAUACCACCUUUCUUACCAUCUCCACCCCCUUCACCGCUGACUCCUCCCUCGCCACUAGUGUUACCACCACCUCCUUUAGUGCCUUCUCCGCCCCCACCCCUAGUAGCUCCACCUACACCAUUUUUUCCACCAUUACAACCACCUCCACCUCCUUUGUUAUCGCCGCCACUACCAUUUGUUUCCUCCCCACCACCGCCAUUAAUAUCAUCUUCCCCUCCUCCACCGGAUAUCUUAGUGUCACCACCCCCACCACCAAUAUUUGCAUCACCACCACCGCCACCAAUUAUCUUUUCAUCGCCGCCACCACCACCAAUUGUCUUUUCAUCGCCGCCACCGCCACCAAUUGUCUUUUCAUCGCCACCACCGCCACCAAUUGUCUUUUCAUCGCCACCACCGCCACCAAUUGUCUUUUCAUCGCCACCACCGCCACCAAUUGUCUUUUCAUCGCCACCACCGCCACCACCGCCACCAAUUGUCUUUUCAUCGCCACCACCGCCACCAAUUAUCUUUUCAUCGCCACCACCGCCACCAAUUAUCUUUCCAUCGCCACCACCAUCAAUACCUCUAUCACCUCCACCAACACCAAUACCUCUAUCACCGCCACCAACACCAAUCCCUCUAUCACCACCACCGAUACCUCUAUCACCACCUCCAACACCAAUCCCUCUAUCACCGCCACCAACACCAAUCCCUCUAUCACCGCCACCAACACCAAUCCCUCUAUCACCGCCACCUACACCAACUAUACCACUUGCAUCCCCACCACCAACACCAAUUUCUUUAACACCGCCACCAGCACCAACCCUACCACUUGCUUCACCUCCACCAGCACCAACACUACCGUUUGCUUCACCUCCACCAACACCAACGCUACCAUCUAUGUCACCACCACUACCUUUUCCUUCACCACCAAUACUACCUUUUGCCUCACCACCUCCAACACCGGUGAAUCCAAUUUUAUCACCGCCACCAGCACCGAUCUUACCACUUUUAUCACCGCCGCCAGCACCAAUUUCUUUGCCACCACCAAAUCCCAUUCCAAGUACACCACCCACGCCCAUUACGACUACACCACCAACGCCCAUUACGACUACACCAACACCUAUUCCUUCAUCACUGUGA